Xenopus laevis (African clawed frog) is the source of this 4577-nucleotide messenger RNA. RefSeq names its product SAM and SH3 domain containing 1 S homeolog (gene sash1.S). Bases 837 to 4289 code for a protein of 1150 amino acids. Lineage: Eukaryota; Metazoa; Chordata; Amphibia; Anura; Pipidae. The transcript has 19 exons. The record is from RefSeq and is a predicted model, not a curated record.
UUAAUUUGUGGGAGGGGAGAAGGGCUGGGCUCUAAUGUUGCACAUUUAUAUGUGGGCUGCUUUGAUUUUUUUUUGCCAGGGCUGCGUUUUACUCCAAAUCUUGCCUUUUAAUUACUUUCUUUUUUGGUGUUACGGUUCCUUUAAAACUAAAAAAAACUGUCCAAACAUAGGUUUACAUAAUAAUGAUGACUGGCCAGUAUAAAAAGGUCUGAAACAUACCCUUAUUAGCAUUUCAUAGUAUGGGACUGGGAUGGGAUGUUUCAUGCUCAUUUACUUAUUUGGUGCGAACCAAUGCACGCUGGACUCCCGCUCCUCACCACUGUUCUCUCUACUGUUAUUGAUUUUUUUUUACCUCAUCUAGUUCAGACUGUGGAGUCUUGUGAAGGCAGGAGAGCUUAUUGUAUGCAGUUGGAGGGGUGCUUUGCACAGGGACGCACUCAAAUAUGUGUUUACAUGUACUUACACUACAACACAGGGAGUCAGGCUUUGUUUGCUAUCUUUUAUAUACAACCCUACUAUAAGACCUGCCGAUGCGUACGGUGCCUUCGUUGAAACUGUGUUUUAUUCUCUAACGCGUAUCACCCUGGUAGAACUUUUUGGAUCAGCCCAUGCUCCGGUUGCAGUGUCUGUACAAGCGGUGGUUUGUUAAGGGAUCACCAGGCGUGCUGGCGUUGCAUUUCUGGUAACUGAGCAAGAUCUAAAAGUUAUAAGAUGAAUGCAUGAAAGAACUUGGCACAACAGCCGCUGGCACUAUCGUCAAAGGCGUGGUGAGUCGAGUCUGAAGUUGUGACGUCGAGUUGUUUGCACUCUGCUUUCUCUGGAUCAGGAUUACAGCAAUGGAAGAAGAGCAAGCAGCAGCCUUGGAGCCGCAUUCAGAGAGCAACAUUCCAGAUGCUUUGUCUAGGCUUUGGACAGAUGUAAUGGGAAUACUGGAUGGUUCACUGGAGAACAUUGAUGACCUUGCUGAGCAAUAUGCUAAUUAUUACGACACCUGUUCCACAGAUGUGUGUGAAAGAAUGGAGAAACUGGCCAAGCAACAUAUUUCUCAAGACCUUGAUGCAGAAUCAGAUGGAAUUAAUAGUAAACUACCAACACCAGAGACAGAAAUAAAGCUUUCUCUUCAUAAAUCAGAGUCAGAAAACUCUGAAGAUGACCCCAUAGGAAAAAAUUACUGGAAGAAGAAGAAUAAGCAUUUUUGGCAAAGCUUCCACAAAAGCCCAAAAGAAGUAAUGAGGCAGACUUCAAAGGGUGAAGGUAUUGGAUACAUCGCCAGUGAAAUUACAAUGAGUGAUGAAGAGCGAAUACAUCUGAUGUUGAUGGUUAAAGAAAAAAUGAUCACUAUUGAAGAGGCACUAGCCAGGCUGAAGGAAUAUGAGUGCCAGAAAAGCGUGCCAGGCACAGAGAACUCAGUAGACUGGACUGAGGGUUCAUAUUCAGCAUUUGAUGAGUCUACCAACUGUACUUCAGUAGAACAAUCAGAAGAUGAGUCGGAAGAUACAGUCAAAUUUAAAAGACUCCAAAAACUGGUGAAUUCAACACGUCGAGUCAGGAAGAAACUAAGUAGGGCAGAAGAAAUUAAAAAGUCUAAUAUUGAAGGUUUAGAUGAUCAAACUGUUCAUUGUUCUCCUAUAGUGGAUGAUAAAUCUGCACUAUAUGCUGAUGUUCACAAGAAGCCGCUAUGUAAAGAAAGGUCAGCAGAAAAAAAGCUAGAGGAUGGCUUUCUGUGUGUAUCUUCUUCAUCUACUGACAUAGACCCAAUGAUUGUAAACAGGAGACUUGCAAAAACAUUAAGCAAAACUGAAUCUGGAGGUCUCAUCAAGCCCCCAAAGAAGAUUGGAACUUUCUUCUCCUGCCCUGAAGAUGAAAAAGUACAGAAGGUCUCCUGCUCUGUGACAGAAAGAGAGAUGAAAAAAAGACUUUGUUCUAUAAAUCAUGGUAGGACUUCCAGUUUUGGUGGAUUUGACCUUACUAACCGCAGACUAAAUGCUAUGAAUUAUGAUGAUGAACAAUUGGAAAAAGACGUAGAUGUGAUCUACAAAGACUUGUUUAAGUCUCCGUCUACCCCACGCAUCUCUCUCGGUAAAAAAGUGAAGUCGGUUAAAGAAACCAUGAGGAAAAAAAUGUCCAAAAAAUAUUCAAGUUCCAUUUCCGAGCAGGACUCCAGCACUGAUGAUAUACCAGCCAUCCAUGAAAUUCCUCAGCCUCAAAUCAGUUUUCUAGAAAAGUCUAAGCUUAAAGCAGGAGGAUCUGUAGAAAGCCUUCGAAGCUCACUAAGUGGACAGAGUUCAAUGAGUGGGCAAACAGUUAGCACAACAGAUUCUUCAGCUAGUAACAGAGAAAGUGUCAAAUCUGAAGAUGGGGAUGAUGAGGAACCACCAUAUAGGGGGCCAUUCUGUGGCAAAGCCAGAGUUCACACAGAUUUUACACCUAGUCCAUAUGACUCAGACUCAUUAAAACUUAAGAAGGGAGACAUCAUCGAUAUUAUAAGCAAGCCCCCUAUGGGUACAUGGAUGGGUCUAUUAAAUAACAAAGUUGGAACAUUUAAAUUCAUUUACGUGGACGUAUUAAAUGAAGCUGAGAAAAAACCAAAACGACCAAGAAACAGAAGGAAAGAAAUACUGAAGCCAAAGUCUGUUGAAGAGCUUUUAGAGCGGAUCAAUUUAAAGGAACACAUGCCAACCUUCCUUUUCAAUGGCUAUGAAGACUUGGAUGCCUUUAAGCUUUUGGAGGAAGAAGACUUAGAUGAACUGAAUAUUCAAAACCCAGAACACAAAGCAGUUUUGCUUACCGCAGUUGAACUGUUGCAAGAAUAUGACAGUAACAGUGACCAUUCAGGGUCUCAGGAGAAAAUGCACACAGAAGGCGAAAGUACAAGUGAGUGCUCCCACCGAGACUCAGGAUGCUUCGAAAACAGAAAAACUCUGAGGCCUUCCCCCACGUAUACUGAAUCAUCAUCAAGUCAUGAUUGCAGCAGAGGCAAGAACAUUCAUCAUUCGACAGUGACUAAGUUAUUGUCAAGGGAAGCUCUCAAACCAAGUGAAAAUGGAAACAUGAAUAAACUCUACAGUGUAGCUAGCUGUGCAAAGUCAGUUAACAUUGCAGGAUUAAAGAAGAACUGGAGAAGCCUUCCAGAUGUUUAUAGUAGCUGUGAAAUUGAUAAAGGUCAGUUUGUAAAACUGUGGCAAAGAUCUCACUCUUUGGAAAAUUUGUCAGGCUUCAUCCAAGAUGCGACGCAAACCAGAUUAUUUUUACCAGAUAAGGAUAAAGAGACAUGUUGUAACUUUGCUAUAAGGAAAGAAGGAGAUGUUCACGGCAGGAUUUCUUGCAGAGUACAACAUUUGCAGCACUUAAAGGAAGAGUUGGUGGAUGCUAUACCAAGGACUGGCGGUGUGAAUAGUCAAGCGAGAAUAAAUCUGAUUUUACAACAUCUUACAAACACUGACAAUAACGUUAUAUCAUCUAUACCUUUAUGUCCUACCAAAUUACAAACAAAAAAAUCAUCACAGCCUCCACCAGUUCCAGCCAAAAAAUACAGAGGAUGUUUUGUUAAUGGGCUAUUUCAUCUUGCCGCUACUGACUAUGGGACAAAUACAGAGGAAAGUCAUCUUUCAGAUACAAAAAUGGGCCCACUCAGCCAAGAUGACUAUCCAAAGCUUUCCUCCCAUUCGGGUGAAUCCAUUACCCCCACUUCUCCUAGACCAUCUCGGUCCCUCAACCUUCCAAAAGCUCCUACUAAUACUCCGCAUGCAGUAAAGCUAGCCCCUGCAUAUGAUAAAAAAAUCUUAUGUAUCAACGGAAAGGAUCUGCAGGUUUUAAUAGAAAACAAACUGCAAUCUGAGGAGAUUGACCUCACUGAAGAACCAUAUUCUGAUAAGCAUGGACGCUAUGGGAUCCCAGAGGCAUUAAUUGAACGUUAUUCAGAAGAUUUAGGUCAGCCAGAGAAGGAUGUGGCAGCAACAAUGGACCUGAUACGAGCUAAACAUCUGAUGAAAUUACAUCGUAUGGCUAUACUGAGUGGUGGACUUACUGAAAUCUGCAGAAAACCUGUUUCUCCCAGACAUAUUUCAUCAGUCACGGAUUGGCUUGUUUCAGUUGGAUUACCCAUGUAUGCUCGCCCACUUGCAGAAGCAGGAAUUACCACUUUAAGUACAUUGCCUUCUCUUUCACAGACUCAUCUGCAAAGAGCUGGGAUAAAGGAGGAGAGGCACAUAAAUAAACUACUAAGUGCAAGAAUGAUAAAAUCCAUAUGCGCAGAGGCUGUAAACAGUACAGUUUUUGAUGCACAGUGAGACUUGUCAAAACUGAUACAUCUCAAAGUUAUAGGGCUAAUAUUUUAAUAUGAGUUCUAUAUUGUGCCAGUGCAGUAAUCAGUAACAACCAAUCAUUAAUUUUUAUAAUCAAUAUACUAACCUUUAGAAAAUAAAAGCAAAACUCUGGUUGUAACAUUACUGGAAUUUAGUCAGGGUUGUGUAGUUAUAUAAGCUAAAAAAGUUAUGGGAAACAAAUCAUUUGCAGUAUUGUUUACUGAUUGAGUUAUUCUUAAAAUGUGGGGCCAUUAAACAUUUUGUGUUCCAAUG